AUGCAUUGCCGUAGAGUAGGUGAGAUCACCAAGUUGGCUGUGGAGACCCUGACAGUGCCCCCGUCUGAGACUCAGAGCAGCAGUGUCUGGCUGAUUGUGGGGGUGGUGGUGCCUGUCCUGCUGGCUAUCUUCAUCAUCAUCAUCCUCUACUGGAAACUGUGCGGCUCGGAGAAGCUGGAGUUCCAGCCUGAUGCCAUCAACACCAUCCAGCAGAGACAGAAGCUCCAGGCUCCCAGUGUGAAAGGGUUUGACUUUGCCAAGCUCCACCUGGGGCAGCACAGUAAGGAUGACAUCAUGGUGAUYCAGGAGCCUGGUUCCCUCCCUGUGCCCAUCAAAGAGGCCACCCCCUCUGAGGGAGGGGAUCUCAACACUCCCAAAUCCAAGGGCUCCUCCACCAAGGCUGCCCGCGCUAACCGCCGUAGGGGAAGACUKUCCCCGUCAGAUGGUGACUCGUUAGGUAGCGACCAAUCGAGUGGCAGGGAGUCUGCAGAGGAGACCACCAGAUAUGUGGGCACGCCCCACGAGGGGAAACCGCACCGAAACAAAACGCCCAAGAAUGUCCCUCCCACAGGCAGUGGUCCAGAUGAGCUGCUCUCCUCUUCCUCCAUCUUCGACCACGUGGACCGUCUGUCCCGAGGCUCGUCUGACGGCAGGGCUCGCCAGGCCAACAAGGUCCAGCUGAUUGCCAUGCAGCCCCGGCCCAGCCCACCACAACACUCACACAGCCCCACCAUCACAGAGAGGGUCAGCGCAGAGGUGGCUCUGAGACAUAAGUCGGAGAUCGAGCACCACAGGAACAAGCUGCGUCAGCGGGCUAAGAGGCGGGGCCAGUGUGAGUUCCCCUCUAUGGAUGACAUCCUGGAUGCCUUCGGGCAGGCGCAGGAGGAGGCGGGGCAGGGAGGGUGUCCACAGCGCCUCUACAGCUCAGCCCAUGACCACAUGGACAGCAUCYUGCACACCGACCCCCCCUCRCCCCCYACCCCAGGGGAAUCCAGGAAGAGGGGGAGGCGCUCUCCUCGGGGCCGGCGGAGGCAGCAGGGGAACGGCAGUCUGCCAGACACAGACAGACUGACGGACAGAGACCGCCUGCUCACAGACCACAGCGCCACCUACAGGAAAUACCCUGGACUCAACAAUGUGGCCUACAUGUCCGACCCGGACCUACCUCCAGACCACGGCAGCCCCUCCCCUAACGAYGAGGUGUUUGACCACGCYCCUCCCCCGCCCCCCUACGUGCCUCCCCAGCCGUCCAUCGAGGAGGCGCGGCAACAGAUGCACUCCCUAUUGGACGAUGCCUUCGCCCUGGUGUCGCCCUCCUCCCAGGGCAGCGUCAGUGUUGGGGUCACGCAGGUCAGCCCCGCACUGCCAAGCCCCUCUCCCUCCCCACAGACACACCCAUCACGCCAGUGGGGUUCCUACCCCGCAGCCCCCACACACAGCCCCUUCUCUGCGAGGUAUGCAGAGUUGGGGAUGUCUCCCUCGUCAAUACAAGGCCUGUUGCAGAGGCAGGGCCUGGGUUCAGGGGCCUAUGUUGCUGCAGAGGAGCAGUUGCAGGAUUCUGUCUACGCCAACAGGGGGCAGUAUGAAGAGCCUCCCUCCUCCUCCAGACCUCGGCCUGUUGGGGGAAGCACAGGUGCUCAGCUGCAUCACCUGACUCAGGUGGGCUUGUCGAGCCGGAUCAGUGCGUACCCUGGGGUGGGCCGCAGCGUCUCUGGGCCAACAGGCUCCAGCUGGAACCAGCAGCCUUUAGACCAGGACCUCUCCAGACCCGGAGCCAGCAGGGAGACUGUGCUGUCGUUCCCUGAGUUCUCCUCCUCCGGUGUGUUUCAGAUGCCCAGCUCCUCUCUGGGAGACCAUUCUGYCCCCCCAAUGCUCCUGGCCCCUCCCACUCCAGAGUUCCCCCUAGACGAGUCCUCCCCCUCAGCCCAAAGCUCCGCCUCCCUCAUCAAGGCCAUCAGGGAGGAGCUACGACGGCUCGCCCAGAAACAGGUUGCUGUGGCCAGYAGUUACUCCUAGACCAGUGGGAGCCCCUACCCCAUAACUGGUCAAAACUACUGGCUCUAAACUGGUCCGACCAGUUUGAACUACUCAUCCUAAGCAAGUAUGGACCGACCGGAACCACUACCCCAAACUAGUUUGAAACAGUCAGAACCACUUUYCCUAAACUGGUUUAAAGAGGGUCAUACUACUAUUCAUAAGCUGGUCUGAACAAGACUGAGCCAGUCUGCAACAGAUACGAUUUCCUUACAACAAUAACAUCACGGUUCUUUACAGGGUUCUUCUCUCUGUAAAGGUUCCUCGUUCUACAGCACAGUGUUUCCACUGGACAGGAGGAUCGAGUUUGUUUUCUUCAGAGUUCCAUAGAAAUGCUUCCGUGAGAGGGGCCGUCUCUGCCCUCCCUGACCUAAUGUAUGUGGUGCUAAUCCUCAGCCUAAUGUCUCCUGUCAUUAAGUUAACCACGCAUUGCCUUCAACACACGUUCAUCAUCAGCCAGAUUGGUGAGGUCUUCUCCAUUCAUCAGCCAUAUUGGUGAGGUCUUGCACUGUAGAGAGAGUUGGAGUAUAGUAUACUUUGGGCACGGGGGACUUGAAUAUACAGAUGAAAAAAGUAUAUAAAAUGAAAAUAGUAGAUAUAAAAAUCCUAAAUGAGCACAAUAUGAAUUAAUAAGGGUGACCAAUGGAGUAUUAAAAUUGUAUUUAUUUUUUAUUGCUCUGAAARUAUACUUUAAAUCCUUUAUUUAGUUCAAAAGAAGACGAAAAAAUACCAAAACUGUUUGGAUGUUCUAUAGCUGUAUUCUCCCUGUGUUUGCGCUCUCUGUUGCCGUGGAGCUGAUCAUAACGUUGUUUAUCGCAGUGGAGACGUCGCUUAGCAUAGUCGCUCCCUGCUCGUGUGUUCAUGUGUUGACGGUACAAAAAUGAAGAAGAAAAAACAUGGAUUUGCAGAUAUAAUGUAUAUAUAGCUCUUUUCAGUAGGUGUCAAAAGACUUGACACGGGGCAAACCUAUCCCAUCCACCACCAAUGUGACCUUCUGCGGCAGAACAAAGGCAUUUAUCUGKGAUGACGAUUGACUCUGUCAAAUUGUGAUAGUGUUUCUCUUGUGAAAAUUCAAGAUUGAAAUAGGAAUGAUUUUAUACAAUGGUAUGAACAUCGACAAACGUGUUGCAAAGGUGAUUUGAAUUUGGGAAUUUUGAUGGAGUGGUUUAUAGCGAGUGAAAAACACCAUGUCCAAUUUCCUCCAAAUAGAUUCCUUUCUUCAUCUCCUUUCCUUGGUCAGCUCUUAUCCAAAUGGAUGUAAAGGGGAACCUCUCGAAGGAGGUGGAUCUAGGAAACAAAGCUAUUUAGGACAAAUGGACAUACUAUACUGUAGUAGUUGGCGGGUUUGGUGGUGGUUAUGAAGUGCUCUUUGUCUCCAUCUGCUGGUAGUAUGGCUGCAUGGCUGGCUUCCAUCUCCGCUUCAGGCUGUUUUCUCUGUGGUCUUAUUGUAUUGGGUUUGGUCAAUGGUCAGUAAUGUGUGGGUUUGUGCAGGCGAGAGAAGGUUUGCCCAUACAGCUCUGUGSUCUAGCUAUCUACAGCAUGUUGACUACGUUUGAGGCUUCGGCUAGCUAGCUAUUAGUGAUGUGACAGUUAAUUGUUGUCUUCUCUCAGGCAUGCUGCUAAAAUAAGAACAACAUUUUUUUAAACAAAAGUUAAACUGAAGAGUUGUAACACAAGUAAAGAGUGAGAAGUGCCAUCCAAACAUGAUCCAUCCAAGCACAUAAUACAUCAUGAUAAUCAAGCAGUAGAAAAUAUACACUAUGUUGGUGUUAUUCUGUUAUUCUCUUGUUUUGCCUUUUCUAAUAAUAUUUUUGAACCAAAAUGAAAAUUGAUAACAAUAGAUAUAGUAUAUAAAAGAAAAUAAAUAUAAGCGUAAAAUAUGUCAAACUAUUUUAUCUGUGAUUGCUCAAUUAUAUGGACAACCGUCCAACAGAAGGACUAACACAUCAUCUUCCCUGUGGACCAAUCCUGAUUCAGAACUCUUCAUCUGCUGGGACUUAUAACCUUCCUGAUUGGACCUAGUACAUGUCAAUAAGGCUGUGGGAUUAUACAGAGAGUGGAGUCACAGAGAUGUGUGYGCGUGGACGACAAACCGAUUCACCUGGUGCUACUAAGUAACUUACAGUAACAGACCCCUCACUCCCUCUGUACAGGGGGUUGGAGUGUGUUGAUGUCUCCUCAGUCUAACAGCAUCUCACACAUAGCCUGUACAGACAUGGGGAGCACAGACACACACUGAUGUUGAUUGAUAUUCCUAUCUAAAAAGAUAGGAUUCUCUUGUCACUUCAAGCUCUGGACUUUGAGUAGCUGCGGCGUCUCAUGAAUGUUUCAUAGAUCUGUGUUUUAUAGAUCUGCGUUUCAUAGUUCUGUGUUUUCUAGAUCUGUGAUUUCCUGUGUGUGUCUCCAGAGUGUCGGAGCAGGUGUGUUGUUGGCCCUGAUAUCAUACCCCUAUACUCUGUCCCCAGAGGGUAUGUGUUUUGUUUACUUUUGAGACUGGGGCGGGCUCAUCUAUAGGCCACACCAUGGGGGCGUAUCUUUGACAGCGUAGUAGACGCUCAGGGGUAUUAAAUGUCAGACAAGGGUGGGGUUCCUGCCCGACUAGAUCCACAGACAUUGCAUUGCGUCAACCAAUGGUCGCAUGCCACAUCAUCGACUGCUCAGUCAAAAUCACAUGUUGUGGUUAACUGGUAUGUUAAACACCUAUCCAGCUGUUGUGAGGUCUGGCAUGUGUCUGCAAUGUUGUCGGGCAGGACCACCAAUACCUGUUUUACAGCUCUCUCACCUUCCCACUCUUCAUACCUCUCUCCUUCUGAGCUGCAUCCCUGUGAUGUAUUGAAUCUGAAUGAUAUGUAAAUCAAACAUUAAAGAAACGUGUUUAAACUCA
This is a messenger RNA of Salvelinus sp. IW2-2015, 4918 nucleotides long. The record is from RefSeq and is a predicted model, not a curated record. NCBI's taxonomy places the organism in Eukaryota, Metazoa, Chordata, Actinopteri, Salmoniformes, Salmonidae.